CAUUUGGGUUAAGGGAGCAGGGGGGAAUCAAGCCCAAUUAUUUUUGAAAAUCUUCGGUACCAGCAUCUGCCAAUGAUAGAGUGGUGCCAGCCAUCUAAAAAUCCCUCGUGUUUAAAUUAACGUUCCUGUUUAAAUGAACGACACGUGGUAGCCUACCAACUAUGCGCAUUGCGCACCGGCGCCGUCUCAGGCUGCCGUUUCAAGUUUUUUGCCAGGGUACAAAAAAAAAAAAAAAAAAAAAAAAAAAAGAAAGAAGAAAAAAAUAGAAAUUUGCGAAGCUCGAUCUCGCCCACUCUCUACGGUUGAAGGAUAUACAGUUCUGUGCGACGAACCUAUCGGAUCUGUCCACCUCAGCAUGCUCUGUUCAGUGCCGGCCGGCAAGUCCGGUUCGAACUGGCUCGACCGGCUUCGUUCCAACAAGGGCUUUCCGACCGGCGACGACGACCUCGACCUAGACCACUUCCUCACCCAAAACCCUAGCCCCUCUUCCUCCGAUUCCCCACAUUCAAUUCCGCCCGACGCUCAGGGUGGUGGUGUCCUCAUCAAUCGCUCCGAGAUUUCGCGCCGUACCGCAGCUCAAGACAAGGAAUGGUACGGCAUAAUGAGCAACGUUCUCUCCGAGCUCUUCUACAUGGGCGGCUCCGACGAAAGUUCCAAACUUUCCGGGAAAAAGAUUCCCAGGAAACAAACGAAACCCAAACUUUGCGUCGUGUCCACGAGAAAUAAUAAUUCCAGUAACAGUAACACUAGCGUUAUCGAAGUGAAGAAGAGCUCGGUUUUUGUGCAAAAGGGCGAAAAUGCCCCCGUGGCUACGGCUUCGUUGAAUUCGGAUAGUAAUAGUUUGGUGGAGACGAAAGCAGGGAAUGUGGGUGGUGGGGUCGUUGAUGUUGAUGGUAAUGAAGAUGAAGAUGAAGAAGAAGAAGAAGAAGAAGAGGAAGAGAAAGGGGAGAGAGAGCUAAAAGGGUACUCGAGGAGCGAAGUGACUGUUAUCGAUACGAGUUGUGGGUUGUGGAAGUCGGAGAAAUUGGUUUUUAGGAGGAAAAAUGCUUGGAAAGUUAGGGAGAAAAAGGGAAAAUUAAGGAGCUUUGGGAGAAAGAAGAGGAAAGGAAAUGAUAAUGGGGUUGUUGUUGUUGUUGGUGGGAAGAAGAAAGCUAAAGUUUUGGCUUCUGAGGAAGACAAUGGCGAUCAAUGCACAACGCCUUCAUCAAACGAAAGAAAUAACUUGAAGAACGACUCUGGAGAAGAAGUUUGCAAAGCCGCAACAAAUAAUCUUGACACUGCAAAAGAAGAAGUCAGCAAAGAUUUAAGAAAAAGGUUUAUUUUUUCCAGAUCACCAAGAAAAAUUAGAAAGGGAGGCUCAGCGGUUGUCCUUAUCAAAGGCAUUCCCGCAGACAAGAAAAACAUUUCAAAGCUUUCGAACAACAUUGCCAAGGGCACUUAUAGACAACCCAAGGUUUGAUUGAUCGGCAACUCCAUAAAGUUUUGAAUUCAAAAAGCAGUUUGUUCUACGUGCAAUGGCACCAGCGGUCGGCUCAACUUUAUUGGUAGCCUUCGGAAAAAAAAGAAGAAAAAAAGAAAAAAGAAAAUAGGCUUUUUAAUUAGUAUAUAGUAUUUUUAUGUUAAUAAUAUUAAUUAAUUUAUGGUAACAAAAUAUUUUAGAUAA
This is a messenger RNA of Ziziphus jujuba (common jujube), 1663 nucleotides long. RefSeq lists its product as uncharacterized. Lineage: Eukaryota; Viridiplantae; Streptophyta; Magnoliopsida; Rosales; Rhamnaceae. The record is from RefSeq and is a predicted model, not a curated record. The transcript is spliced from 3 exons. The coding region runs from base 356 to 1459 and encodes 367 amino acids.